Bacidia gigantensis is the source of this 5022-nucleotide messenger RNA. RefSeq lists its product as uncharacterized. The transcript has 3 exons. NCBI's taxonomy places the organism in Eukaryota, Fungi, Ascomycota, Lecanoromycetes, Lecanorales, Ramalinaceae. The record is from RefSeq and is a predicted model, not a curated record. Bases 1 to 5022 code for a protein of 1673 amino acids. Gene Ontology annotation, molecular function: guanyl-nucleotide exchange factor activity.
AUGUCCUACAAUCAUGGGAGUCAAUAUUUAGAGCGCCAAUAUGGCCAAUACAACCAAAAUCCGCCGAGGCCACCAUACCAGCAAGGGCACUCCUCGACAUUACAAUCCGGUCAAAAUACGGUCAUCCGCCGGACUCCAAGCUUCGACCCUGGUGAUGAUUCUGCUCGUCUUGAACCCGGCUCAUCCCCUGGUCAGUACUCCGGCAGCUACGAAACGAGAGGGUCCGCAGAUUACCAGAAUAAUGAACUUCACUUGAACCCGCAAAGCCCGUCUUACCCACUACGAUCCACUUCAUAUGGCAACCAAUUACCUUAUCGACAGCAACAGCCUGCUAUCGCUAGCCACACGCAACCACCAUCCACCUACACCUCAUAUACGCCACCUGCUCCUCCCGCUCCGCCUUUCUCUCCUGGACGUGAUGCAUUUCCCCCACAGACACCUUCGUCCGUUUCCUCUCAACAACAAGUUGCAUCCACAUCUCCGACGGAGUAUCGAGGAGGUUCUCUAGGACCCUCGUCGCGUCCCCAAAGUCAAAUGCUCUCCUCAGAUGGUUUCCAUCCGCCCAGAGAACUGCCAAUGCCAUCACCAUCAAUACAUCGAAGACCAGUGGGAAAUAAUGGUCCGUUACCUCCAACACCAGAGACACCAGGACCAACACCACCUGCGCAUUCUCCACAACGCAAUAAUACACUUGGCCGCCAUCCCCAUUCAAGGCCUUUGCCCCAAGCGCCCUCCGCUAAUGAUGGCUAUUUUGGGCAUGCUGCCGCCGAGAGCAACGAGGAUUAUGAUCAACAGCAAGGCUACGAGGAUCUCAUGCAGGAAGUGGAAGCUGCUGUGAUGGGUAGAGCUCCGCCUUCUAGAGCACGAAGAAGCGAGAGCGACUCAAGAGCACUGCCGCAUCCGGUAAGACAAGAUACGAGAUCAUCACAGGUGUCGUCUCAGCACUCGACCCCUUACGAGCAAGUAAACGGUAAUGUUGAUCAGGCUGACGACGAUCGAAAUUUCAAUUAUGACGCUUACAGCGACGACAGUGACGCGGAGGCGGAAGCUGGCUUAGCUGCCAUGCGUUCAGCUGAUGAGCAAGACGCUGCGGAUGCUGCCCGAAGAGAGAGCCACGAACAUUCUCGUAGAUCACAAGGCUCUCAGCGUCUGGUUGGACUCAACCGCGGAUCUCCGGGGAACAGUGACAAUGGUAUUUCAGUGGACAUGAGCACGUAUGGAGGUGACUUUCCAGGCGGUUUCCACUAUGGGGACAAUGUUGCUUCAAAUGAGCAAGCAAGCCCCUCAACAAACAGAAAUGAUGCCUUUGCCGAAGACAGGCUGUCCAGACGCUCUGAUACUUCCGCAUUCACAUUACCAGUCGGCACGGAGACUUAUGACUUCCCCCUAUACCAGCAACCAUUUGUACCUGCGCGCGUAGAUACUUCAGGGACAGGAGGACUUUCAGAGCCUUCAGCUCACCCAAGACGUCAUAGCUUCGAGGAUGGUGAUGAAGCAACUUUGGUGGAUACAGAAAGCUCUUAUCCCUCCGGCACUCCAAGUCCCUCGAAAGAAGAGAUUCCAGACAUGUUUUUCCACCCUAGCUCUAGAGGUGGGCGACCUCUACCGGCAGCGCCAGUUGAUCAUUCGGUCCCGCAGCUCAUGCCUGCGGGAACGUACAAGGAUCCAGAAAAGUUACUUCAGUAUGACGAGCUUGGCCAUCUUCGAUAUCCCAUGGCACCUGAUGCUUACAGCCAAACUCUGACUCCUGGAGGAACUCCUGUCCCACGUUCAUCUUCCUUAAUCAGCCGGGGUAGUCAACCUCAAGCUGCGCAACCUAUUCGUUCCAAAACAGACGCUGAUCGGCAAAGGAUUUUGUCCCAGCAAUCACAACAAUCCGGCUAUCGUUCUGCAUCUAUAUAUACUCCUGAUUCGUUUGCUGACCCAAAUGCCUACGCAAGUACCGAAUUAGACCUUCCAUCGAUACCUGUCGGCAAACGCAGGAGAUUCAAUCCUGCCAAGCUUUCUUCGAAUGAUUUCAAAAAGUGCCUCGAGCCCUGGGCGCUCAGUUCAGUCGUUGCAUGGUUGAAAGAGAUGACUGAGGGCGAGGCUGAUCUUAAAGAGACUGCGGUAGUCGACGGAAUAGUUGCCCUUUUCACUCACAAAGUACCAACAAUGAACACAGCCGAUGCAGAAGUCCUUGGUGCAAAGGUCGUAUGCGCAAUGUUCGACUCAGGGACGCUUCUCAAGGACGAGGAAUGGGUCAAGUUUGGGACCGAAGAGAUGUCAGGCGUCUUCUAUCAAUUAACGGGGACUGGGUGCUAUUCAACAAGAGUACACACUGAGCCACUUCCAGGCCGAUGCUAUUCGCACCAUUGUAUGAGAACCCUGAAGAAGAUAAAUUUGCAAACACAGGUUCUAGAGCCCCAACGCAAACAAGAGGACUGGUUCACUUUUUACAAGCUUCAGAAGGAGGAUCUUGAAAGAGCAGAUAAGAAAGAUGUUGAACGGCAAAAUAACUUACACGAGAUUGUGACGACCGAAGACAACUUCAUCGACCAAUUGAAUGUGCUCCGAGUGCUAUACAGAGACGAAUUGGUGAGGUGGCAGCCUCCAAUAAUUGCUCCGCAACGUAAAGACAAGUUCAUGAAAGAUGUUUUCAGUAACGUGGAUACAAUCAAGCAGGUCAACGAAGAUCACUUGCUUGCUCAGUUAAAAUAUCGCCAGCAAGAAGAAGGGCCUUGGAUCACAGGCUUUAGUGAUGUAUUUCGAGAAUGGAUUCGGAAGGCCAAGACCGCAUAUGUUGAUUAUGCUGCUAAUUACCCCAGUGCUGUCUAUCUUAUGAAGCAAGAACAAACUCGAAACCUCCUUUUCAAUCAGUUUUUGCAACAAAUGCAAGAUAACGAGCGCUCGAAGAGGUUAGGAUGGGACACCUACCUCAAAGCACCCAUCACACGACUUCAGCGAUACGGCCUGCUCCUAUCUACGGUGCACAAACACAUGAUCAAAGAAUCGGAAGAAAAACGCAAUCUUGCGAUAGCAAUAGAAGAGAUCAAGAUAGUAACUUUUGAAUGCGACACCAAAGUUGAGGAAAUGUCAAAGAUUGUGGACUUAGCAAUCCUGCAAACGAAAUUGAAAUUGCGCCCAGGUAUGGAUCAAACGCUUCUCAACCUCACCCAUCUAGGGCGAGAGAUCAUCUAUGAUGGCGAUUUACAAAGACUUGGUUCUACCAAGCUAUCGUGGGUAGAUGCACAUGCCAUCCUUUUCGACCAUUACUUUGUACUUGCCAAAAUAGUGGAAGAUAAACAUCCGACAGGCGGUGAGAAGGGCGUGAGAUUCGAUGUUUCAAAGGAGCCUAUACCUAUGGACCUACUCGUUCUUGAGAACACAAAUGAUGAUCCUGUCAACAAGUCGAAAAUGGGCACCGUAACAGCUGUCGCUCCGAGAGGAGGCAUUUCUAAUGACACACGUGCCGGGCGGCAGUCAGCACCCAAUGGUACAGCUGGACCUGGGACCUUGGGGCAUGUAGAUUCAAGUUCGUCUGUCGCAUCAAAUGCCUCUGUCAAAACAAUGGUUCCCUCAACCAACCUUGACGUUGGAAAGACUGAGAACUUGAUGUGGCCAUUUAAGGUCCGACAUUUAGGUCGCAACGAAGGGUUCACGUUGUACGCUGCGACGAAGGCGAAUAGGCAAGAGUGGGCGAAGAAAAUUCUGGAGGCAAAGACUCGACAUGCUGCAUCACUAUACAAACAGAACGCCGAACCCUUCCGGCUUCGCGUCAUUGCAGACACGGCUUUCGCUUACGACGGCAUGACGGCUUCAGGGAGGGGCACUGCAAUCAAAGGCACUCCACUUGAUAGAGCGAUCAGAGAGGUGGAAAAGGAUUUUGAAGGCUCGCAACGGCCGAACCCUGUCUGUAGGGCUACGGUGAAUUGCGCGACCGCUUUCGCUCAUCCUAACGGGACCAAGAUGUUGGCUAUAGGGUCCGACUACGGUGUCUAUAUGACAGACUAUCAUAAUUCCCGUGGUUGGUCUAGAAUUAUAGCUGCACAGCGUGUUACUCAAAUCGCCGUCCUCGAGGAGUUCAGUCUAAUGCUCAUCCUAGCGGAGAAAACUCUGGUCGCUCACCAUCUUGACACUGUCUUGUCACCCAAUCACUUGGCCAACAACAGCAAUACCUCAUCUCACCAACAUGCACCUCAAAAAUUAAGCGGAGCGCGCGACAUCGGAUUUUUCGCUCAUGGCCGAAUGAAAGACCGGCAAUUGAUUUUCUACAAAAAGCGAGAAGGUGUAACGUCCGUUUUCAAGGUUCUGGAGCCCGUUUACCAACGAACCGCCUCCAUUGGCUCUGCCAGCUCGACGAGCUCUAUGAGGAGUAGACUCAUGGGUGGCAUGCGAAGUCUGGCGAAAGCAGGGACAACAGAAUCAUUCAGAGAUUUCGAUGAAUUCUACAUCGGCUCGGAUACCUAUGCCAUCAACUUAUUUCAUAGUAGCCUCGCAAUUGCAACAGCCCGUGGAGGGAUCGAAGUCAUGACUUUAGACAAGAAAACGCCGAUCUCGGUGCCUGACCUCAAGGCUCCGGGCGUCGCUAGUAUUGCAGCUCGCAUUCGUGACAUGAAGCCGCUAGGCAUGUUUCGGCUCUCUGAGUCAGAAUUCCUCCUUGCGUAUGAGGAAGUCGGGGUGUACGUCAACAAACACGGGGAUGUCUCCCGCGGCGUGAUCAUGGAGUAUGUCGGUCGUGCUAAGCAGGCGUGUCUUGUGGGCGCCAUGUAUCUGAUCCUGGUGGAUUACUAUAGCCUUUAUAUUGAAGUAAGAAAUGCGAUCAAUGGCCGCCUGAGACAGGUGAUUAGCGGAAAGGAUGUGAGACUGCUGGACGACGGAGGACCGCCAAAUCAGAAUAAUCGGGCAAGCGGGGCGCCAGGCACUCCCACGAUGGGUGCAUUUGGGAGCCCGGAAACAGUCAAAAUAUGCAUGCAGCAUCCGGAGUGGGAACGUAGUCAGAUCGUGUUGGAAAUGAUCGUUAAUGAGGGUCUGAAAGAAUGA